Tyto alba (common barn owl) is the source of this 1861-nucleotide messenger RNA. Its product is annotated as calcium homeostasis modulator protein 6. The transcript has a single exon. The annotation marks the transcript as partial. The record is from RefSeq and is a predicted model, not a curated record. NCBI's taxonomy places the organism in Eukaryota, Metazoa, Chordata, Aves, Strigiformes, Tytonidae. Gene Ontology annotation, molecular function: monoatomic cation channel activity.
UCCAAGCUGAUAGGAUGGUCCCUGAUAGCCAGCAUCAUGACUGUGGCACUGAUUUCAACACGUGUCAGCCGCUGCUGCUCCCCGGUUAGCUAUCUUCAGCUCAAGUUCUGGAAAAUUUACUUGGAAAAGGAUCAGGAGCUCUUUGAGAUCAAGGCUAAAGAGCAUGCAACCAAGCUGGCAGAAAAAAACACAAAUUGCUCUUUUGAGGCCACUGACCCAGCGCCGUUUCAGACUCCCAGCAAUGAAGACUGGAAGAAGAUUUCAUUCUUGUAUACCUUCAGUUCACAAGAGCAGUAUUACGGCACGAUACACAAGUACAUCAACACAAACAGAGGCAAAAGCACCAAAUUUGGGGAAGGAGAGCAGAAUCCCCCAGGUUUAGGAUUUGUGGAUGAAGUAAACGCAAGUGAAUCAGGGUUUUAAUGAAGCAAAUCCUUUGCAACACUGGCGGUCUUUUAACCUUACUGAUAUAAGAAGAGUCUUAUUCUGUGCUCUUAUUGGAAUCUAUGGGAAUUGUAUGUAAAAGCUGAUAAUUGUAACCCUCAGCAGAUUUCUUUUUAAAUACACUUUAUUACUUUUGCUUAAGUACGUUUAAAUAAAUAAACACAUCUGUCAUGAUGGGAGUUUUUGAAUGUUGUUGUUCAUUAAGAAGAGCCACACGUGUAAAAUAAUCAGCAUCCACGAAGAUGUCAGCAUGUACUACAUCAAAUUAUUACCAAAUAUCUUAAGGGCUUUUGGCAGCUAGGGUGACAACACCAAACCUUUGUACCUGGUAGUACCAAAGAGACAAAAAGGAAUGGAGGUUUUGAUCGUAAAUUCAGCUUAGUUUAUUAGCUCUCACUUGACUUUAUUUUCUGUCAAUUAGUUUCUCAAGGCAAGAAUCAUAUCCUUUAAAAUCUGGGAAGCAAUUAGCAUUUUGGACCUGCCUGUGCAUAACAAAGGAGUCCAUCAGAACAACUUCAGCUGCUUAUCAGUUUGAAUAGAUAAGCAAAAAGAUUCUAGCCACUUUACCCUAUCUACUCAGCAGCUUUGAGUAAUAACAGUGAAACCAAAAACCUUCAUAGUGGUGAAUUUUCUCUACCACUGCUUGAUCUUGAUCACCUCUUGCAGCAGGUCUUCUUAAUUAGCUCUACAGCUCAUUUCCUGUAAUUGUAAAGCUCUUUGAUGGGAAAAAAAUAGAUAAUUGAAUGCUGCAGGGAAAACACACCAACAAUAAACUUCAUGGGUUUAUUCCAUUCAUAUAUUUUUUUUCCUGAAAAAAAUACAUAAUUAUUAUGGGGUUUUUUUUAAUAUAUAAUAUUACAUAUAGGGUUUUGGCCCUGGCAUAAGUACCUAAGCUACACCUGGAUGUCCCUGCCCAAUACACCAUUUAACUCGAUCCAGAAUGGGUUCUAAGUGCAAAUUAUCAUGUCUUGAAGGGUUAGGCUUAUGCAUAACAUGGAAGUAUAGGUGAAGCUUAUAUUGACAAACAUUUAUAACACAGCUACGUACUUAAGGACCUUAUAAAUCCACGAUCCAUAUUAUCAAAUAAUAAUGUUCUUAUCAAAGAACAUCUAAUGAUAAGAAACAAAAAUACCAGUUUUGUACAAAGAAUGAUAAAGUUUAGUUUUUCUCUGAAAAGCCUGUUUUUACAGAUCAUUUUAGAGAGGUGAGUCAAAUUGUUUGGUCCAGGUUGUCCUUUCAGUCCUCCCAGAAACCUUCCCUUUCUAGACAGUAAAUUCUAACUUGGAAACUAUUCAGACAGACAGAGAGGAAUCCCACGAGGUUCUUUGUUACAGUAAUUUUCCAUGAAAGAAGGAAGGGAAGAGCCUAUUUUAACUAUCUGAAUAUAACUAGCUUGGAAGCUUCAUUCUUAUUAUAA